UUAGCAACCCUGUUUCUCCCUCUCGCGGGGAACGAAGGAAAUACAUGAGAUAUAAAGGGGAACAACUUCAUAGCGAGUACGUCAUUUAACGACUUCGAUUAUAAUUGCUAAUCGGGCACCGACCGACUGAUUGAUUGCAUGUGACGACGAAUGAGACUAUCACUGGACAUUGGCACCAAAGCAUUGUUUCCAUCAGAGAACAUCGUCAAUAUUCAUCACCUUUUCAAGACUGAAAGAAAAUGUUGUACAGAACAGAUUGAAGAACUCCAAAGAAUUCCAGUGAAAUAUUUCUUCUCAACUGAGAUUGGUAGCAACAUUUCUCUUCAGAUAACAAAAAGGAUUACAGUUGAUGAAAACAGAGCAGUAGAAAUAUUUACUAGGAACAAGCUGUCGGGGAAUAACAAAAACUGUAUCCACGUGUGUUGUGGUGAUUGAAGUAAGAUAAGGGACAAACAUUAUUAAAAAUAAUUGAAGAAUAUAUGUUUAUUCUGAAGAGAUGUCACAAGAGAAACCACAAUUAUAUCAUUGUGACAUCUGUAAAAAGACUUUCAGUCAUAAAUGUAAUCUAACCACUCACAGGCGUAUUCAUACAGGAGAGAAGCCAUUUCACUGUGAUAGCUGUGGUAAAUCAUUCUCUACAAGCAGCUAUUUAACUACUCAUAAUCGUAUUCAUACAGGAGAGAAGCCAUUUCAUUGUAAUAUCUGUGGCAAAUUAUUCACUGCACGCAAUGACUUAACUAAACACAGACGCAUUCAUACAGGAGAGAAGCCAUUUUUCUGUGAUAUCUGUGGGAGAUCAUUCUCCAGAAAUAGCAGUUUAACAACUCACAAACGUAUUCACACAGGGAAGAAGCCGUUUCACUGUGAUGUUUGUGGUAAAUCAUUCGCUGCGAACAAUAGGUUAACAAAACACAAGUUUCUUCAUACAGGAGAAAAGCCCUUUCACUGUAAUAUCUGUGAUAAAUUAUUCACUACAAGUACUGAUUUAACUCAACACGUACGUAUCCAUACAGGAGAGAAGCCCUUUCACUGUAAUAUCUGUGGUAAAUUUCUCAGUACAAGCAGUUCUUUGACAGAACACAUACGAAUUCAUACAGGGGAGAAGCCCUUUCGCUGUAAUAUCUGUGGUAAAAAAUUCUCCGCAAGCAGUUCUUUAACUAAGCACAGACACAUUCAUACAGGGAAGAAGCCGUUUUGCUGUGAUAUCUGUGGUAAAUCAUUCUCUUACUAUAGUAUCUUAACUGUUCAUGAACGUAUUCACACAGGGGAGAAGCCAUAUCACUGUGAUAUCUGCGGUGAAUCAUUCUCUCUAAACAAAAGUUUAACUAGACAUAUAUCUGUUCAUAAAAAAGUGUGAUUAUGUCAUAAUCAAAAUUCUUUGCAUCUCUUAACAA
Messenger RNA from Octopus sinensis (East Asian common octopus), 1394 nucleotides. Its product is annotated as zinc finger protein 665-like. The transcript has 2 exons. The record is from RefSeq and is a predicted model, not a curated record. Lineage: Eukaryota; Metazoa; Mollusca; Cephalopoda; Octopoda; Octopodidae. The coding region runs from base 497 to 1357 and encodes 286 amino acids.